This is a messenger RNA of Alternaria burnsii, 2553 nucleotides long. RefSeq lists its product as uncharacterized. NCBI's taxonomy places the organism in Eukaryota, Fungi, Ascomycota, Dothideomycetes, Pleosporales, Pleosporaceae. The record is from RefSeq and is a predicted model, not a curated record. Bases 1 to 2553 code for a protein of 850 amino acids. The transcript has 3 exons. Gene Ontology annotation, biological process: regulation of DNA-templated transcription. Gene Ontology annotation, molecular function: zinc ion binding; O-methyltransferase activity; DNA-binding transcription factor activity, RNA polymerase II-specific.
AUGCAAGAAAAAGAUUCAAGUGCAAAGGGCAACGUCCCAAUGCCAAAACCCACAAAGUACCGCCUCGCAUGUGACAGCUGCCAACACUCCAAGAUCCGAUGCGACCAGGAACGGCCAAAAUGUCGCAGAUGUGCAAAGAAGGGCAUAGAGUGUGUCUACAGCCCAGCACGACGUGCUGGACGACCACGCACUCGCAACAAUAGCAAGAGCACAUCUAGCAUUGAGAGCAGUGCAUCUGCGAGCUUGAAAGGGUAUUUGACACCCAUGACGGAACACGGCAUCACCAUCCCGGCCGUAGGUCAGACGUCGCCCUUUGGUCCACCUAGCAUGCUAUCCGCCUCCGAAGACUGCUCCAGCUCCAGCUCCAGCUCCAAUACAUCCACUAUCCCUAGCAUAGCGCAGACUAUGCCACUCCCCAGCCCCGACGAUAUGGACUUCUCCUCGUAUCCACGGUCAGACGGCGACUUCAUGCAAGGUAUUCCGGACUUCACGGGUUCACAAUGCGGUACACCGAAACAAACUACCAAUUGCUAUUACGCCAUGUCUCCCGAGUUCCACAUCGCUCCAGAGCUUCUCAAUAUAGGCUUCAGCGGACCACCAUGGGAGCAGCAACACGAUCAGGAACAACACCAAUCCCUCUCUACUCCCAUGCUCUUCGACGAAGGGCUGCCGUACUUUGGUUUACUUACCCCGGACGGUCACCAACCUCGCCAUCUGGAUCAGCAUCAGAACGACUUACCGAUGCCGACCACGAGCAGCAGCGACGUCGAAAAUGGUAGCUAUGCGAUUCAUUCACAACAGCAAGUACAGCCACAGUGUCCACAGUCUUUCGACCAAACCACUCCCUCGACGAAAUCAUGCAACUGCGUCUCCAACCUUCUUGAUUAUCUAUCUACGCCUUCUCACGGACCCUCCUCAUCACCCCUCACCUUCACGUCAACGGCUCUGUCAACAUCCAGAACCCUCAUUACAUGCUGUUGUACUACGAUCACCUGCGCCAACGAGUGCUCUACACGCCCUUCAACUGCGCUCCUCAUCUGCGAAGCCAUUGAUCGGGCGCUUGUGUCGCUCAAACUGGGCGGUAACUCCCUCUGGACACCCACAAUGACACCUAACCCAAAUCAUGAUAAUCGGGGAUCUUCAUCGCCAUCGUCUUUAUCUAGCAUAAGUGACGGUAAUGGCAACGAUCUCAUGCUGCCAUCAUCUGUGGUAGACGAGGAGUGCGAACCGCUGCGUUGUGGAUCACUGCCGAUCCAGGGUGCCGACAGGCGGGCUGUACAAGAAACCAAUACCAUGUCUGCCAUACCAUUCUUUUCUGAAUCCUUGAAUACAGACUCUGGGGAUGGUGUCGCAGCCGAUACUAUCCUUGAAGCUCUCGAAUCUCUUGCCUCUGGUAAUAUCCCCGCUCCCCUCCGCGACGACGAGGACAAGCGGCUCCGAUUCUUGGAGGCUGCCAGAAUGGCCUCUCUCAAGCUCGAGCAGCCGUGGGACACCAUGCAGCGAUUGAUCUUUUGUGCAUUACCGCCCAGCAUGGUGCAAGUUGGUAUUGAUCUUGGGCUGUGGAGGCUACUCACGAAGCGGGAAGGUGCAGUGAUGAGUGUGGGUGAGAUGGUUGCGGAGUUGGGUGCGGAAAAAGCACUGCUAGUGCGAGUGUUGCGGUGGGCGGCGACGCAAUGGAUGGUGGAGCAGGUCGGCAUCGAGACGUACCGUGCGACGAAUAUUACGCGGUAUCUAUCCAUGUCAGGGCUAGAGUCCGUCAUAUUUCAUGUAACAGAGAGGAAUAUUGCACUUUACAACGCGAUACCAAAGUGGCUAGCCGACAAUUCCUACAAGCAACCGCAAGACAAUAAGAACCUUCCGUUCAACUUAAGUAAAAACACCGAUCUACACUUUUUCGAAUGGUUGUCGCAGCGACCACGGCACCAACAGGCAUUCAACGAGUACAUGUCCUUCCAACGGGUCGGGCAAAAGAGCUGGCUUGAUGUGUUCCCACUCGAGAAGUACGUGCAUGCCUCGAGCGCGGUUGUUGAGCACCGAAAGCUUUUCGUGGACGUCGGUGGUGGCUACGGGCACCAGUCUAGAGAGGUUAUCAGGAGAUUUCCCUGGGUGCAAGGACGUGUUGUGCUACAGGAUACACACGCGGCUGCUAUUGACUCUGCCAAAGGUAUCGAGGGCUUGGAGGUCAUUUAUCAUGACUUUAAUAAGGUGCAACCAGUCAAGGGGGCGUGUGUUUACUACCUGCGCAACAUCUUGCACGACUGGCCCGAUCAAGUCUGUCUUAACAUCCUGUCCCAACUGAAGGAUGCACUGGCUCCUGACUCGGUCAUCCUGCUUGACGAGCUCACCCUUGGGGACGAGAGCACACACUGGUACGGAGCCUCGUUUGAUCUACUGAUGAUGGCAAACUAUGGGGCGCGAGAGAGGUCACUAGCGGAGUGGGAUCGUAUUCUCGAGAAGGUUGGGCUGGAACGGAAAACGUUUGUGCCGUACAGCAUGCAUGGAGAUGGCAUCCAGGUAGUUGGUGCUCGAGCAACGGUUCACGAGAGGUUAUAA